AUGGCGCAGCAGUGCCAGUUCGACGAGUCCUGCUCGACCGGCUCCAGCCACUACCGCAAGGUCAUCUCCCACAUCUUCGGGAGAAACAAGAAGUGCACCGUCAACGUCCCGGACUCGGUCUGGAUAUACUACUGCCGCAAGCACUACCAGCGCGCCCGCUACCGCAACGACGAGUGGCCCUUCACCCAGUGCAGGCUCGCCAUCGACACCAUCCGCAACAUGCGCGCCUGGGGCGGCGUCGAGAGCUUCGACCUCGCCCUCCGCCGCCGGGAGACCAUCGCCGGCCAGACUGCUACUUCUACAUCGACUUCUACUGCUACAUCUACAUCUGCUACAUCGACUUCUACUGCUACAUCGACUUCUGCUGCUACAUCGACUUCUACAAAGAGGUCGCCAAAGAGCAUCCCGCGCCCGGUUCCGGCCUGGCUGCACGGCUGCGUGGGGAGCAGCAAGUCCUUUGACGAGAUCCUCCGGGUCCUCAACGACCUGCGCGCCUACUUCCUCGAACUCACGGCCGCCAACCAGGAGGCCUUCUUCCCCGACAUCGAGAUCCUGCCCAACCUGCGUCGUCAGUCGUCAAAGUCGUCGCAGCAGCCACGGCUGCCCGCUUCCAGGAAGGGUGCCGUAGGCUCUCGCGUCACGAGCAAAGGGGCAGUCGCCAAGGUGGAGAAGUGA
Microsporum canis CBS 113480 is the source of this 675-nucleotide messenger RNA. RefSeq lists its product as hypothetical. Bases 1 to 675 code for a protein of 224 amino acids. The transcript has a single exon. Lineage: Eukaryota; Fungi; Ascomycota; Eurotiomycetes; Onygenales; Arthrodermataceae. The record is from RefSeq and is a predicted model, not a curated record.